Ixodes scapularis (black-legged tick) is the source of this 801-nucleotide messenger RNA. Its product is annotated as carboxypeptidase inhibitor SmCI-like. The transcript has 6 exons. The record is from RefSeq and is a predicted model, not a curated record. NCBI's taxonomy places the organism in Eukaryota, Metazoa, Arthropoda, Arachnida, Ixodida, Ixodidae. Bases 1 to 801 code for a protein of 266 amino acids. Gene Ontology annotation, molecular function: serine-type endopeptidase inhibitor activity.
AUGGCAACUUUAGCCGGCAUGAGACGCUGGCUGGCAAUUCUGGUACUGGCACUUUUUCAACAACCCGUAGAGGUAUGCAAGGAAGUACCUGAACACGGGCCGUGCCGUGCUCAAGAAGUCAAAUACUAUUACAACAGCAGUGAGAAAGAAUGUCAGGAGUUCAAAUAUGGUGGAUGCCGCGCAAACGGCAAUACCUUCGACUCCAAGAGCGAUUGCGAGAGCAAUUGCGCUAGAUCAGCUGGCAACAUCUGCGCCCUCGUACCCGAUGCCGGGACGUGCCAUAAAAAAAAGAAGAGAUUCUACUUUAACGCAACGGCUCGCGGGUGUCUCCGUUUUGUGUACAGCGGAUGCGGAGGUAACGGCAACAAAUUCAUAUCCAUGUCCCAGUGUCAGGAACGUUGCAUUCGGCCGCAUUGCCGAAGGAAUGAAGAGUAUGUGCCGUGUGUUUACGGCGGCUGUGAGGAGAACACCUGCGACACGAAAAACCCAUACCCGAACUGCACUGACCACAUAUGCAGGAGCGGCUGCUUUUGCACCAAGAACUUCUACAGAAAUUUGAAAUCGGGAAAAUGUGUGCGACUCAAACGUUGUCCUCGUGGGCCGGUGUGCCGUCAGCCCAAGAGCCAAGGUUUUGGUGCCAAGAAAUGGAUACGGUACUACUACGAUCUCGAAAAGCGAGCAUGUUUGCGGUUUGAAUAUCGUGGCCAGGGCGGAACACUAAAUAACUUCAAGUGGUACUUCGAGUGCGUUUUGUAUUGCGGAGGUGUCAGGCCGCUGAAUACGGGAAGAGGUCCAGAGUAA